Messenger RNA from Colletotrichum spaethianum, 1350 nucleotides. RefSeq lists its product as uncharacterized. Lineage: Eukaryota; Fungi; Ascomycota; Sordariomycetes; Glomerellales; Glomerellaceae. The transcript has 2 exons. The record is from RefSeq and is a predicted model, not a curated record. Bases 1 to 1350 code for a protein of 449 amino acids.
AUGAAGGCUCUCGCGACUGCCGCGCUGGCCGCCUGCGCCAGCGCGGCUGCCCGACAGAGAUUCGCUGCCGUCGACAUGUCGCCCGUCGGAGGCGCCUUGGUGCCGCGCUUCUUCGUCGACGCUCCCAAGCUGGCCAUCCGCGACGGCGGGAUAUGCAAUCCGAACUACCAUUCAUGUAAGAGGCCUCAGGCCCACUGCUCAAGAACCACCGCAAUGCUCGCCAGACUACCCGUAACUUUCGCUAACGACAGGUCAGGUGUCGAUAUUGGCUUCCCGGGAGAGUGCUGCGCAAACACAAACUACUGCUACGUCAAGCCGGACAACAAGCCGUGGUGCUGCCCCGUCGGCUCCAACUGCGACUCCAACUGCGCGGCCACGGCCUACCAGUGCUCCACCACCGUCACCCGCACCGUCUCCGAGACCAUCACGGGCGGCGCCGUUGUCACCACCUCCGUCUCCUCCGCCUGCUGCGGCCGCAUCUGCCCCUCCACCUCGGCCUUCCGCUGCGAGACCCAGUUCGGCGGCGGCUGCUGCUCCUACGGGCAGACCUGCGUCUCGAGCGGCGGCUGCCACGCGUGCGACGACGGGCAGGGGUGCUGCGACAACCUCAUGCACUGCACCGUCGUCAGCGGCACCGCGGCUUGCGCGCCGGGGAACCCUACGAUCACGGGCGUGAAGAUCGUCGAUGGCGGCUCCGGCGGGCUGUCAACCGGCGCGAAGGCCGGAAUCGGCGUCGGCGUGUCCGUCGUCGGGUUUGCGCUGGUGGGAGUCUCGGCGUGGUUCUGCCUGAUCAGGCGACGGAGGCGGGGGACGACAAUGUCCCAGCGCAGCGGCGGCGCGAGCCGCGUCAGCGGCGGGGUUUCCGGCCUCGUCGUCGGCGGCGGCGGCGGCAGCGAGAGACCGGGCCGGAGCGCGCGCGCCAUGUCGGAAGUCACGUCCGGCUCGCGGCCGACGGCCCGGGGCGGCUUAACGCAGGACUACUUUGGCCCGGCGGCCGUGGCGGGGCCGUACACGGAGACGGAGACUGUGGUGUCCGACGGGGCGGCGACCACGCCGGGCAGGGGGAGGGGCGUGCCGCUGCAGGCGCACUCGCCGAGCGACGUCGUAGCGCCGGUGGAGAUCGACUCGGUGGGCGUGAAAAGGGGGUACGGGCACGACGUCACGGCCGUGCCGGCGGAGCGGGAGGCCGAAGCGACGCAGGAGAGGUAUGAGCUAUACGGGUCUGAGAUGGUGUCGCCUUCGCCGGUGAUGCCUUCUCCGCAGACGCAGUCACCGCCGCUGAUGACACCGAGGAGCAUCACGAGCGUUUCCUUGAUGGACAGGUCACCGGGCCCUCCGUCAGAGAGGUGA